ACUAGAGAGGGAUUCCUGCACAUUUGAACCCGCACGCGUCCUGGUCACGUGCCAAGGCUCCGAUCACGCUUGCGCCAGAGAAACAAGAUGGCGGAGAGUGCGGAAUUGAAGAAUAUCCAAGAACGACAGGGGAGGUAAAGUCUGCACAUGAGAAGUGACUUUGAUCCCACACAUGUAGGUGUUAACAUUUACAUAUGUGGUCAAACGCCGUACAUGAGGGCCGUCACAAUUACAGCAAAUGGUGAUGAGCCUCCGUGUCUCAGAGCUUCAGGUUCUUCUGGGUUAUGCAGGCCGCAACAAACAUGGAAGGAAGCACGAACUCUUGACCAAAGCUCUACAUUUGUUGAAAGCCGGCUGUAGCCCUGCCGUGCAGAUGAAGAUCAAGGAGCUCUACCACCGCCGCUUCCCCACAAAGAUGGUGUCCCCGACAGACCUCACCCUCGCGGGCAUACACUCCACCACUAGAGGGGCUCCCGCAGGCCUGCCUGCCAGCCUGACACAGCUGGGAUUCGAUGGGCAUGGCUCACCAUCUCUACUACCUGUCGCACUGCUUGGGCCGAAGCACGAGCUGGGCCUGCCCCAUCUGGCCUCCACCCUUCACCCAGUCCAUCCAGACGUCAAGCUCCAAAGGCUGCCAUUCUACGAUGUACUUGAUGAGCUUAUCAAGCCCACCAGUUUAGCCUCAGACAACAGUCAAAGGUUUCAGGAAACAUGUUUUGCAUUUGCAUUAACGCCUCAGCAAGUUCAACAGAUCAGCAGUUCAAUGGACAUCUCUGGGACCAAAUGUGACUUCACCGUGCAAGUACAGCUAAGGUUUUGCUUAUCAGAGACAAGUUGUCCUCAGGAAGAUCAUUUCCCACCCAACCUUUGUGUGAAAGUGAAUGGAAAACCCUGUAACCUCCCUGGAUAUCUUCCCCCAACCAAAAAUGGAGUGGAGCCAAAGCGGCCGAGCAGACCCAUCAACAUUACCUCCCUGGUUAGGUUGUCUACAACAGUUCCCAACACCAUUGUUGUGUCAUGGACAUCAGAAAUCGGAAGGAGUUACUCCAUGGCAGUGUACCUGGUCCGACAGCAGUCCUCCUCAGUUUUGCUACAGAGACUACGGUCAAAAGGCAUUAGAAACCCAGACCACUCAAGAGCACUCAUCAAAGAAAAGCUUACCGCUGACCCUGACAGUGAAAUUGCCACCACCAGUCUGCGAGUCUCCUUGCUCUGUCCGCUCGGAAAGAUGCGGCUGACGAUUCCCUGUCGAGCGCUCACCUGCUCGCACCUGCAGUGCUUUGAUGCUACGCUCUACAUCCUAAUGAAUGAGAAGAAACCCACCUGGGUGUGUCCGGUGUGCGACAAGAAAGCCCCAUAUGAGCAUCUAAUUAUUGACGGGUUGUUCAUGGAGAUCCUGAACAGUUGUGUGGACUGUGAUGAGAUCCAGUUUAAAGAAGAUGGUAGUUGGGCUCCUAUGAGAUCCAAGAAGGUGGUACAGGAAGUGUCAGCCUCGUCAAAUGGCAUUGAAGACUCGUGUCGGUCAGUAAUGUCAGACCACAGAAACAGUUCGUCCCACAGCAGUAGCAAUAAGAAAGUGGAGGUGAUUGACCUGACGCUGGACAGCUCCUCAGAGGAGGAAGAUAAUGACGAGCCUCCACCUAAAAGAGCCUGUCCAUCUCUAUCACCAACCUCCCCGCCUGUCAACAAAGGAGUGUUAAAUCUGCAUCAUCAGGCGUCUCCACUGGCACGAGCUCCCAGCAUGCCAGCAAUGGAGACAAACUACAUCCCUCCCCCUCCUCCUCUCCUCCAGGACUACCGUCACUAUUACCACACACCCAAUGACCUCUCAGAUUUGAAUUUCUUCUCAUUUUUACAAGGGGACAAUCACCAGCAUUAUAACAUGGUCAUGGCCGCUGCUGCCGCAGCCUCGGCUUCUGCAUCAGCGUCAGAAGACCACGAGCUGCUGCUGAACCGCUUCAUGCCCUACAGUUCCUCUCAGCUCUUCUUGGAGCAGUCUGGGACGCCGGUGAGCAGCUCACUAGUGCCAGCCAAUGGCAGCGGGGGCAGCAGCAGCGGAAGCAGCAGCAGUCUGGUGUCCUCCAGCAGUCUGAGAGACAGCCACCCACACAGCAAUGUGUCCCGCUCGCGCUCGGACGCCGCUGCAUCCGUAAUAUACGGUGCCAUACCUGACGUCAUUUCACUGGACUGACCACGCCGGGGUCCCGUAAAUGGACAAGCCUUUAUCAAAAACAACAGGAGGACGCAGAAAGAGCUUUGUGCACUCGUGAUCAGAUUUAGAUGUGAAUAGGAUGGAAGGUGGGGAGAAAAAAAAAAGAGAACAAAGACUUUUGUAAAGAGAAGAAUAAAAUUGCUGUGUACAGAGAAGAAAAAUCUAUUUUCAGUUUUACUUUUGUAUAUAAACAAUAGGACGCUGCCUACCCAGUGAGUGACUUCAGUUGGUAUUUUCUCCAUGGAUACUGAAGACGUUUUUCACUGCUCUGUGUGUUGUUCCUUGAUUAUCUUAUUCUGUACCUUUUAUACUUUUCGCUAUUUUAUUUCACUUCAAAAAUAAUUAUUUCAGUCAAAGUAAUAGAAUGGCAGUCAUCGUUAUGAUUUUAUUUUCUAAGACACUUUCCCUCAGCCAUUGUUUGAUCAGCGAGGGAACAUCAAGUUAUUUAAUGCCAUUAUCCUGUGCAGGUAAUUUAUUAUUGCUUUUAAGUUAUGUAGGAUGUAUGCUGUACAGAAGCAUUCCCUUAUGCCAAUACAGAAUCUAGCCACGACAUGCUUGAAGAGUCGACAGAGGUCAUGUCUUAUUCCAGUUGCACAUUCUUUCUCAUCCAUCACCACAUUAAGUAUGUAAGAAGUGGAGUUUGGUUUCAGUGCCCAGAUUUGCUGGUUAGUACCUGAGGUAAACUCUUGUACUUUUUUGAUGUUGUUUGUCUGAACUAAACCUCAAAAGAAGAGGUGUGGUUCGCAAAAACAGCGCUGAGGGUAUCAGACGCUAUAGCAUACCUCAUUUAGUUUGUUACAGAUAUGACAGAAAAAUAACCAGAACGAUGUUGCAGUAGCCGUAGUGCAGAUGUUAAUUAUUUCCUCAAAACGGGAACCUUACAGAAGUGUAAUAUCCCUUGCCAGCAGACCUUAGGAUCCAAAUUUGGUACCAAGAUUCCAGCUAUCGAACACCAGUUGACAGCUUUGUGUAAAAAUGGCUGAACGCACUUGCCAUUUCCAUUUGGUGUCUCCUCCAGUGAAUGUCGUUAUUCCAUUUUAAACGCCAUGUAUGAAAUGUCAUUUUCUCAAGGUCUGUGUGGUUUGGGCUUCAGGUGGGCUACAAUUUAUAGAUUUUGAAAGUGUGCUUGGAAGGUGACCUUAAUGCAACAUAAUCUGUGCUGUCUGUUUUCGUCUGUUUAAAAUUGAAUUUAUUUAUUUUAUCUAUAUAUUAUAUUUUUACUAUUUGUUUGAUCACGCAUUACUUUCAUGCAUUUAUUUUGUAAUUAUUUCAAGAGCUCUUAACACUUGCUUUGCAUUGUACAAGUAGCUAAUUAUGUGUCCUUGUCUCUCUUUCUCUCAUAUUUGUACUAUAUGAGACAUCUGAGGCACUAAUUCCACAAUCAUACUUGCUGUGUCACAUUCAACUUUGGUUGAAAUUAAACAGGAUAAAAGCCAGCUGCGUGUGCUCAUCCUCUGGCUGCAUUGUAAUGUGACAGCUGUUUGUCAUUGAUUCUCAUGCAUUAAAAAAAAAGGUUGUGGAACAGCUAAUGUUAGGCCUGGAUUAGCACAAUUUUAAUCUUUUGAUGACAGCCAGUACACAAAAGAGUCCACUAACCUUUCUAAAUGAGUGAUUUUUGUCUUCAGUGUUGCAAAUUAACAAUUGGAUUGAUGAACCCAUGCUUGUUUAAUUUAUAUAUUUUUACCUUUGCACUGAGUUACCUGAUAGCACACAAAAUUAAGACCACCGUCAUUCUACACAAAUCGCCCAUUCGACAUUGCACUGAAAUCAUACAUUUCAUGUGCCCACUGAUCCGCUACGUCCUUGAAUUAUACCACUAGACAGUCAGUCUGUUAUAGCUGUACCAGAAACUGGCAAGUAUGAACUCUCUGCCUUAAGUUCUUCUCUUACUGUAUGGUACGCUAUGAGAGAAAUCAUUAUGUACAGGAAACCAAUACCAGUUUGUACAAAAUAUUAUAUGAAUUAUUUAUUAUUUGAAUUGGGAUACAUUGUUUACUUAAUGAAUGUUACUUGUUUAUGUAGAGAGCGGUUUAGCUGUAAUAAAACAAAUACAUUAAAAUCUUUUCUAUUUCUGUCUUA
Messenger RNA from Cyprinus carpio (common carp), 4291 nucleotides. It is a transcript of the gene pias1b, whose product is annotated as protein inhibitor of activated STAT, 1b. Gene Ontology annotation, biological process: protein sumoylation; regulation of transcription by RNA polymerase II. Gene Ontology annotation, molecular function: transcription coregulator activity; zinc ion binding; SUMO ligase activity. The record is from RefSeq and is a predicted model, not a curated record. Lineage: Eukaryota; Metazoa; Chordata; Actinopteri; Cypriniformes; Cyprinidae.